AUGACAUUCAAAAGCUUCACCAGAAAUAUGGUAGGCCCUGUUGUCAGACUGUCGCCGAACGAGGUCUCCUUUGCUACGAUUGAAGCCCAAAACGCCAUUCAUAGACCCGGAGCUUCGGCCAAGCAAAACUUGUUCUUCACUAAAGACGGAACUCUGGAGGCGAUGAUGGGCAAGAUAAUCUGGCCUGCGACAAACCUACUCACAGCCACUGUGCCCGAGGACCAUCAACGGUUGAAAAGAGCCUUGCAAUCAGCGUUUACUGAUCGUGCGUUACAUUGCCAGGAGCCGAUUCAGCAACGUCAUACGGAUCAUUUGGUGAACCAAAUUAAACAAGCAUCCCACAGGGAUGGUAUCAUAAACUUGACACCUUAUUUGUCUCUGACGAUAUGGAACAUCGUCAGUGAUUUGUCCUUCGGAGAGCCUUUACUGGAAGAUCAGCUUGGAAAGUUCGAGCGACUCAAAACGGCAUUUUGUAUGGCUAGCCCGUUACUCGAAGCUCUCCAAGUCCUACUAGCUGUACCGGGGGCUCAGGCUCUAGUUCAAGCCUGGGUUGGCAUAGUGCCACUCCUCUUCUGGCUCCCGACCAAUAUUCUGCCAUCUUCCACACUGCGAAAGUGA
Messenger RNA from Colletotrichum higginsianum IMI 349063, 618 nucleotides. RefSeq names its product Benzoate 4-monooxygenase cytochrome P450. The record is from RefSeq and is a predicted model, not a curated record. The transcript has 3 exons. Lineage: Eukaryota; Fungi; Ascomycota; Sordariomycetes; Glomerellales; Glomerellaceae. Gene Ontology annotation, molecular function: heme binding; oxidoreductase activity, acting on paired donors, with incorporation or reduction of molecular oxygen; monooxygenase activity. The coding region runs from base 1 to 618 and encodes 205 amino acids.